GUUGAAAGCAAGUGGGGAAAGGUUUAAGAUAAACUAGUGGAGAAGUAAAUAUCCUUGAUAGUGCUUUUAGCUUAGUUUGCAGUUUAGACGGAUAAGUUUAAUCCUUUUACAACCAUUUUAUAACACACAUUUUUAAGGUCAUAGUUUUAAGACUAAAUUGCUUGCUAAAACACAGCCUUAUUGUGCUUGAUAUUUUGUGUUAACACUGAUAGCUGUUUCAAGGCCAGCUGGAUAUUACUUGUUACUCAGCCCAAAAUUAAGAUUGUGGCGGUCUUAUUUUGGGGCUGGCUAUCUAGCUAUCAGGCGUGCAUGAGCUGUGAAAGGUGUGUGUGUGUGUUUUGCGUAGGCUGGAGUAAAGGACACCUGUGGACUUAAAUACCUUAAUUUAGGUCUGGGCAACAUCAAAAAGAGAUUACUGAAAUCUAUUUGGAUUUAUCUGAAUUGAAGUUUUUGUGGAUAUUUGCACAUAUUAGUGAUGGAUAUGGAGUUUGAAGGCACGGAUAUGAUAAAUGAGAAUGGGGAUGCCCCAGAAAGUGAGCAGGGACCAGAAGAUGGCUUGUUAAGUCAGGAUCAGCAGGAGCUGUCGGAGCGUGUGUCCUCCCUAGAGAAGAGAGUGCGCGACCACGAGAAUGAGAUCGUCUGCCUCAAGGGGACGCUUGCAGAUGUCACACGCAGGCUCUCCCAUCUAGAAACCGCAAAACCUCCAUCUUCCACAAACAUUCUUCCAUCCCGUCCAAUCCCCAAGUCCUCUGGGCGGCGCACUAUGGGUGGGAUAGAGAGGCCAAAGUCACAGAUCAUUCUGGAGAGUGCAAGCUUCACUGCUAGAACCCCAGCAUCCCCCAGACAGACCCCUAGAGGGGCCUCUGCCUCAACUAUGAAGAAAUGGGGCUCCACAGAGGAAACACGAGCAUCGGCAGGCAAGACCCCUCGACCAAGCAGUGCUCAGCUUAACCACGCCAAACGUAGCACCUCAAUUGGAACUUUACCCCUUCUUAAACCAGCGCUAACAAAGGGUAUCAAAGAGCCAACAUGGAAUUCAGAGGACAAGUACAUCCGCAUGCACCUGAAGGGCCGCCCAGUGCCCCUGUACGCCCCCACCAACAUCGAGGAUGAGGGCAAGUAUGAUGUGAAGGCACCUCAAAACCCGCCUGCCGAGCAACUCAAACUAGAAUGGGUAUAUGGUUACCGUGGUCGUGACUGCAGGUCAAACCUGUACACCAUAGCAACAGGGGAAGUAAUCUACUUCAGUGCUGCAGUGGUUGUCCUCCAUAACUUCGAGGAGCAGACACAGAGGCACUACACGGAACACACUGACGAUAUCAAAUGUCUGGCCAUUCAUCCAGACCAGGUGAAGGUGGCAACCGGGCAGGUUGCUGGUCAUGAGAGGAAGGAGGGCAAGCCGCACGUGAGGGUGUGGGAGAGCAUCAACCUGACAACGCUGCACGUGAUUGGGGAGGCGGAGUUCCAGAGGGGUGUCUGCUGCGUCUCCUUCUCUCCAGUGAAUGGCAAGCAACUACUGGCAGUUGAUGAGAGUAACGACCAUGUCCUGUCCGUCUGGGACGUUAGCCAGGACAAGAAACACUCCAAGAUCACCGACAGCAAGUCGUCUGGUGACCCAGUAACCCAGUGUGAGUUCCAUCCCAAGGAAGAGAAUCAGAUCGUCUGCUGCGGCAAGUCACAGAUCACGUUCUGGACCUUGGAGGGAAAGAAACUCGACAAGAAGGCGGGAAUCUUUGGGAAAUAUGAAAAGGCAAAGAUAAUGAUCUGUUUCUGCUUCACUGAGAAUGGGGAUGUCGUGUCUGGAGACUCCAGCGGCAAUAUCUUUGUCUGGGAGAAAGGAACCAAUAAAAUCACCAAGGCUGUUCCAACCGCCCAUGAUGGUGGGGUGUUCAGCAUCUGUUGUACAAGGGAUGGGACCAUUCUCUCUGGAGGGGGUAAAGACAGGAAGAUCAUUGCCUGGGACGCAGAGUUCCAGAAAACGGGAGUGGAAAAUGAGAUCCCAGAGGAGUUUGGAGCAGUGCGGAUGAUAAGCCAGGGACCAGGCAACAUGAUUCUAGUGGGAACCAUCCGUAACUGCAUCCUGCAGGGCAAUAUGGACCUUAACUUCACCCCUGUGGUUGAGGGUCAUAAGGAUGAGUUAUGGGGCCUGGACGUGAGCACCAGCCAGCACCAGUUCCUCACAUGCGGCUAUGACAGGCACCUGUACCUGUGGGACGCCCAGUCUCGCUCCGUCGUCUGGAGGAAGGAGAUCUCUGACGCCGCCCACUGUUGCUGCAUCCAUCCGAGUCUAGAGAUCGCUGCUGUGGGUCUGCAGACGGGCAAGUGGCUCGCACUUGACCUCAACACUCAUGAGAUCAUUGCUGUGCAUACUGAGGGCAAGGAGCAGACUGAGUGCAUCCAGUUCUCACCCGACGGCAAAAUGCUGGCAGUGGGUAACCGUGACAACUACAUCUACGUGUAUGAGGUGAGUGAUGAUGGAAAGAAGUUCCACAGGGUGGGCAGAUGCUCUGGUCACAGCUCGUUUGUGACUCACAUUGACUGGUCUGAGGACGGGGAAAUCCUCCGCAGCAACUCUGGCGAUUACGAGAUCCUGUACUGGCGGCCUAAGACGUGCAAGCAGGAGACAUCAAAGGAUGAUGUGAGGAACCGAGUGUGGGCAACACAGAACUGCACACUCUCCUUCCAGGCUGUUGGUGUCUGGCCAGAUGAUGCAGAUGGUACCGACAUCAACAACUGCUCCGUGUCACAUGACAAGAAGCUGUUGGUGAGCGCAGACGACUUUGGGAAGGUCAACCUCUACGAGUACCCGUCCAUCCAACCCAAGGCCACGGGUCACUCAUACCAAGCCCACAGCAGUCAUGUGACCAUGGCAAAGUUCCUGUGCGAUGAUUCACGUGUCAUCUCCACUGGCGGCAAAGACAUGGCCGUCAUGCAGUGGCAGGUGGUCGCUUAGUAACCAUGGCAACAUCGUGUUGAUCACAUGGUUUGACCCUAGGUUAUGCUGCACUAUACUUUGUGAGGUUGCUAGAAGGGGAACUUGGUCCCGAUCGAUGCAUAAGUGAAAUGAUAUGCAGGGUUCUCUUUGUAUCUUUAUGUGUAUUUUUUGCUCAUAUUCAUGGACAUUUUAUUUUAUUUUACUGCAACUGUGACAAAAAAUAUAAGGAGUUAUAUAUUUAAUUUUUUUGUUAUCUGCUUUAUUUAGAAUUUUUCAAUGUUUCUAGCUUAAUGUUUAUUCUCUUUAAGAAUUAUUAAAAAUCUUUGGGUAUUUUUUAAGGACAAGUAGAGUCUUUGUAUAAAGCAAGCAAUUAAGUGUUAGGUUCUUGAUGUUUAUAUUUAUUCAAUAAAGAAACACAACUUUGUGCCUCAUUUUAUCUGCAAUUACACUCUUAGCUUAUUAAAUGUUAUAAUGCACACUUUUCACUGUGUAUUUAUAAGAUGUAAAUUUUAAAGUGUCAUUCAGCAUCUCAAGUAACUGAAGUUAGAAUAUUAUUACAUCCCGUACAUCAUAGUCGUAUGUAUCACUAUUUGUGCGAAGACUCGUAACUGUAUACAACUAUAUAUUGUUCACAUUGUAUUCCAUCUUAUUUUGUGUUGUGAUCAAAUCAUGUUAUAUUUUCAUAUUGUGUUAGGUGUAUGAUUUUUUAUUAACCAAUUGUUUUUUUGUACAAUGUAUAAUACUGUUGUAAGAGCCAUUGUUUUAUUAUUGUACAUUCUCUAGCUAAAAUAAAUCUCUAAAAGGUCA
Dreissena polymorpha is the source of this 3742-nucleotide messenger RNA. RefSeq names its product echinoderm microtubule-associated protein-like 2. Gene Ontology annotation, molecular function: microtubule binding. The transcript is spliced from 20 exons. The coding region runs from base 476 to 2953 and encodes 825 amino acids. Lineage: Eukaryota; Metazoa; Mollusca; Bivalvia; Myida; Dreissenidae. Gene Ontology annotation, biological process: microtubule cytoskeleton organization. The record is from RefSeq and is a predicted model, not a curated record. Gene Ontology annotation, cellular component: mitotic spindle.